Messenger RNA from Penaeus indicus, 2169 nucleotides. Its product is annotated as solute carrier family 49 member A3-like. Lineage: Eukaryota; Metazoa; Arthropoda; Malacostraca; Decapoda; Penaeidae. The record is from RefSeq and is a predicted model, not a curated record. Bases 36 to 1676 code for a protein of 546 amino acids. Gene Ontology annotation, biological process: transmembrane transport. Gene Ontology annotation, cellular component: membrane. Gene Ontology annotation, molecular function: transmembrane transporter activity. The transcript has 10 exons.
CAGAACCAAAGUAAAAAAGACUAAAAACAACCAGAAUGUCGAACGAGGUGGCCGCAUCUGCCGUAGCUGCCAUGGGCGCCCCCAACAAGGCUCCAGAAGGUUCGAGAGAAGGCAGCCGAGCGAAAGAGGAGCGGGCGGAGUACGUGGCCUACCCCCGCCGCUGGGCCGUCCUCGUCACCGUCGUGCUGCUCAACAUCUCCAACGCGGCGCUGUGGAUCAACAUAGCCCCCGUAGCCUACACAGUCGCCUCGUACUACAAGCGGCAGCUGUGGGAGGUCAACUGGUUCAGCCUCGUGUUCCUGUUCGUGUCGAUUCCCUUCUGCUUCGUGUCCACCUUCAGCGUCAACCGGCUCGGGCUCCGGCCGGCGAUCCACAUCGGGGCGGGACUGAACUGCCUCGGGGGCCUCCUGCGCGCCUUGGGCUCCUCUGGCGUCAUCGACAACCUGGACGCGCAGUUUGCCAUCUCGCUCACCGGUCAGACGAUCGCUGGCAUGGCGCAGUCGUUCCUCCUGUUCAUCCCGACGAAGGUGUCCCAGCUGUGGUUCCCCGAGGACGCCCGCGCCAUCGCCACCACCGUCCUCUCGCUGUCCAACCCCCUGGGCAUCGUGGUGGCACAGGUCGCCACGCCCCUCAUCGUGGCCGCCGAGGAGGACUUCCCGACCCUGAACUACGUCUUCGGGGCCCUGGCGGCGCUGACGGAGGUGGUCACCAUCGUCUGCAUUACCAGCUCCAAGCCCCCCACCCCGCCCAGCCAGAGUGCCGCCUACGGGGAGGUGCGGCGGGCGUCGUACCUGCAGCAGCUCAAGACGACCUUCACCUGCUGGCCAUACCUGCUGCUGCUGCUGUCGCUGGGCUGCGGCGUGGCGCUGUUCUCCUCCCUCGCCACCGUCACGCAGCAGCUGCUGUGCCCGCUCGGCUACACUGACCUCUUCGGCGGCAUAGCGAACGCAGCGAUGAUCCUGAGCGGCUUCGUGGGCUCCGCCAUCACGGGCGUCACGGCGGACAGGACCAAGGCCUUCACGCCCAUCACCAAGUUGUGCUACGGCGUGGCCACCAUCUUCGCUAUCGUCAUGCUGGAGAUGUUCAUGGUUCCCGGCCAACCCGAACUCGUCGCUACAUUCACGGGCCUCUUCGGGUUCUUCGGCGUCGGGGCAUACCCGAUCGGCCUCGAGCUGGCGGUGGAGGCAACGUACCCCGUCGAAGAGUCGAUCAGCACGGCCUUUAUUUUCAUGUCUGGGCAGUUCCAAGGGGUCUUGAUCAUCGCACUGGUAACACUGCUGGGACGGGAACAGAAGCCGCAGUUCGAGGACAUCGAGACGUGUACAAAGAGUGGCAAUGCUGAAAUAGAGCCCAUGGAUUAUACAGUAUCCCUGAUGGUGAUUAUGGCAUACUUGGUUGUGGUUGUCUCCGUCAUGAUCCUCUUCUUCGAGACAUCCUACAAGCGGCUGGAAGCUGAGCGCCUCACCCCGGAUCCCACCGCUGCCACCAGUAACUCGACCGCCGGCUCUGCUUCCCCUUCUUCCUCGAAUCGUUCUCUCUCUCGUCGGUCCUCUGCCUCGUCCUUCCACUCACUCACCGAAUCAGGAAGGGCGUUGCGAGGGGCGAAGAGUGAAGACGUUGUUCAAGACUGGAAUGAGCAUGAAGGAGAGGAUGGCACUGAAAGGAGCCGGUUGUGAUUGUGUGUGUAGUGUGCAUACUCACUGAUGUGCACGUUUGUGUAUGUGUAUCUUUUCUCCUAAUAUUUAUUUUCUAUUUACUUGUCUGUCCUGAAGAUAAAACAAUAAGAUGAACAGAGAAUGUAAAAGAAUAGAUUGUACAAAAUACUAAAAGAACAGAAUGAUGCUCUUCUUUUGUAGCAUCAUGAGGCAAUAGAUUUGGAAUGACAAUAACUGUAUAAGUAAAAAUACAUUUUGUGCAUCAUAUAGUAUUGAUCAUUCAUAUGAAUUUUUUUUCACUUGUUAGCAAGUGAUAAAUUUACAUUAUGAAUAUGACUGUAGCAACAGGAAUACAAUACUAUUAUAUGAUAAUUUUUGAUGUUUGAUAUAACCUUUAAUUAUAAACCAUUGCUUUCAGAUAACAUACUAUUGCUUCCAUGGUCUUACUGGUAUUCCCUCUGGGUAAUGCAACAUAUGUAUCAAGACCUCAGUAGUCGUGGUUUGAUAAACACAA